Otolemur garnettii (small-eared galago) is the source of this 1244-nucleotide messenger RNA. RefSeq names its product SET domain containing 9 (gene SETD9). Lineage: Eukaryota; Metazoa; Chordata; Mammalia; Primates; Galagidae. The coding region runs from base 69 to 968 and encodes 299 amino acids. The transcript has 6 exons. The record is from RefSeq and is a predicted model, not a curated record. Gene Ontology annotation, molecular function: protein binding.
AGCCGGGGCGGGCCCGCGGCCGACCCGCCUCUCCCGCGCCGACCCGGUCACUACCCCGCCGGGUAGCCAUGCCGCGCCGCCUGCUGCGGGGUCUGUGGCAGCGAUGGCACCGUUACAAGUACCGCUUCGUCCCCUGGAUCGCGCUGAACCUAAACCACAACCCGAGGACCCUCCGAUAUGUUCCAGAGGAUUCUAAAGACAAAGUUAUCUCAGAUGAAGAUGUCCUAGGAACAUUACUGAAAGUUUUCCAGGCUCUAUUCUUAAAUGAUUUUGAUAAGCAAUCAGAAAUCUUGACUUUGCUUCCAGAACCUGUUAAAUCAAAAUAUCAAGACCUACUGGCACUCGAACAUCAAAGGGUGAAACAGCUUGAAAACAGACAUCAACUGCAAAAUAUCUUUAAACCAGAAGAAAUUCUUUAUAAGACAUUGGGUUUCAGUGUUGCUCGAGCAACUAGCUCUUUGGUUUCCGCUGGAAAAGGUGUCUUCGUUACUAAAGGAUUGGUACCAAAAGGCGCGGUUGUAUCUAUGUAUCCUGGUACAGUAUAUCAAAAGUAUGAGCCAGUCUUUUUCCAGUCCAUUGGAAAUCCGUUUAUUUUUAGAUGCCUGGAUGGGGUACUCAUUGAUGGGAAUGACAAAGGAAUAUCAAAAGUUGUGUACAGAUCUUGCAAUGGGAGGGAUCGACUUGGCCCUUUAAAAAUGUGUGAUAGUACAUGGCUAACAUCAGAAAUUCAUAAUCCCCUGGCUUUAGGACAGUAUGUCAACAAUUGUUCAAAUGACAGAGCAGCUAAUGUCUGUUACCAGGAAUUUGAUGUGCCUGCCGUUUUCCCUAUCGAACUGAAGCAGUAUCUUCCAAACAUUGCCUAUAGCUACGACAAAUUGAGCCCACUUCGAUGUGUCGUCCUUGUCGCACUUAGGGACAUCAAACAAGGAGAAGAGCUUUUUUCAAAUUACUACACGAUUGUCAGCUAACUCUGAAUGUGAAAGUAGGUUUUCUACUCAGCUGCUGAGUUAAUCUUAAGUUUUUGCUACUCACUUCUCUGAGUUCCACCUGUAGAGCAAAUAUUUUGAGACCUAAUUGGAGUAGGAAUUUUUUUAUGUUUUUGUUGAUAUUAUGUUUAUGUUCCAGUUUCAUGAUAAAAGCUAUUUGCUUCAUUACAAUUUCAAAUUUGUAAUGCAAUUAGAAUUUUAAUUGAGCUUCACCUAAAUACACAAUAGCUUAUUAAAUUAAAACUCACUACUUGAACU